Molecule: messenger RNA, 1335 nt
Organism: Ixodes scapularis (black-legged tick)
Lineage: Eukaryota; Metazoa; Arthropoda; Arachnida; Ixodida; Ixodidae
Exons: 2
Coding region: 100-1335 (411 amino acids)
Source: RefSeq, a predicted model, not a curated record
UUUUCGUGUAAAAAUGAGGGUAAUCAACUGGACACUUCUUUACUCGAAGCUUCUUUUUUCUUUUACGUCAUUUAUAGUGUAAUUCGAUACAGUGAUCCCAUGGAUUGUACCUUUAUUAUCGAAUGCACAAAUGUACAAGUAUUGGCAGAAUUCUAUUUGAGGAUGCGACCUAUACUAAAUCCCUUUAACAUGAAGCUGAAUACUCCAGCUUCCUUAUUUAUGGUGAGGCAUAACAUAAAGUCUAUCGUCGAUUCAAACUUUGGCACUGUCAAUGAGAACAUGAAACAUGCACAAGAAGGCAAACGCACUGCUGUGGGGUUCGCUCACGUUGCAAGGCAUACUAUUACAAAUCCAAAAACCUCUAAUAGAGGAAAUAAAAAAAGUUUCAUAUUUCAUCUUACGAAUUUUUGGGAAUCUGGUCAAGACGAAGCCUUUGCCAAUAGGUUCUUGCACCCACAAAUCUUCAUUGAUAUAAUGAGUACUCUUAUGAGUAUUUAUACUAAUACAAACGUUGAAGACAUUACGGACACUCGUCUACAUAUGUGGUCUAAACAAUGUCUUAGUGAAGUACUUAAUUCAAUCCGUAUAUUCACGAGAAUAAUGCCAUCAAGCAACAAUUGUGUCGCCGCUGCUGCUGCUGCUGCUGCUGUUAAAAGCAAUGAGAAGGAAACACCUCAAACUUCUGCUGCAAUACAAGUGUCAACGGACGAUCCAGAGGAUCAGGUUUUUCAAGAUGUGCGAGAUCGCAUUAACCAAUUGACAGAAUCUUCGGAUCCCUGGGGAGGAUGUGACGAAGACAUGGCAUGGACAUCGAGAAUCGACAACGCUUCGAAUGAAAAACCAAUGCUGGGGGUAGGGGGUUCCGAAGAGGAAAAAGAAGGGCUCGAUAAGCCGACCGAACAUGGUGUUGACAACGCAGUAGAAGAUGGCAAGGAAUAUCAGGCUGCGAUUACCCAAGUUCGCAAAGACAACGAAGAAGAGUGCAUAACACAAGUUGUAAAAAGCUAUGACGGACAACCGAUAUGCCAGGAAGAGUCCCAAUAUCAUGGAAGCGAAAGAGCACUUAUUGGUAACGAUGGCAUAGUUAUUCAAGAUUGCCAAUACGAUAAAGAGUGUGAUAUACAAUUCAUGACUAAUGGGGAAGAAGAAAUGUGUGACAAACAUAAGCGCUACUCUGAAGCAGGCGCUUGUGACAACGUUGAACUCUAUGAUAAAGUUAAUGGAGAUAUCGACGACCGACCAGCACCUUCUUUGGUGGACGAGGUGUCCUGGCAACCACCACUCAAUCUUGACGAUGUUCUGAAACGUAUGUCAAUAAUUUAUUGUAUAACAUAG